Messenger RNA from Hippoglossus stenolepis (Pacific halibut), 1932 nucleotides. RefSeq names its product centrosomal protein of 83 kDa-like. The record is from RefSeq and is a predicted model, not a curated record. Lineage: Eukaryota; Metazoa; Chordata; Actinopteri; Pleuronectiformes; Pleuronectidae. The transcript is spliced from 2 exons. Gene Ontology annotation, cellular component: centrosome. Bases 1 to 1932 code for a protein of 643 amino acids.
AUGACCUUGUUUGCCCUUGGCCAGUUGGCACCUCUGGGACCUCUGGGCAAGUUUGAGUUGCAGAAGAUGCUUAUUCAUGAGAGGAUGAAUUACAAAAAUCUCAUGACCGACUAUCAAAUACAGAAGGCUGAACACAAAAGCCUGCAGGAUAGGUUCACGCAGUUGCACGGAGAACAGGAACGCCUGCUGAGCAACAGACAGACUCAGAAGGAGAGAGUGCAGCUGCUAUUGGUGCAAGGAGAGCUGAUGGACAAAACCAGGGAGCUUAAGGAGCUCCGACCGUGGGUGGUGACCCCUCAGCAAUUGGAGUUGCUCAGAACUCAGGUGAAGCAAGAAAUGAAUGCUCCAGUUCAAGAGAAAUUCAACAAACAAGAGGAGACAGAGAAGUACAAAUCUAUGUACAACAAGCUGCAAUAUAAGAAUACCUUCAUCAAGUCCCAGUUUGACCACCAGAGCGAAGAACAUUCUCAUAUGCUGGAGAAGAGGAGGAGUCACUAUGAGGUGCCGCUCACUUGCCUGGAGAAGGACAGGGAGCACCUGGUGGCUCAGUACCAGGGUUCGGACCCACUGUGUGAUGGGAAAGGAGAUGAGGCUCAGCUGAGGGAGAAAUCCCUGCUCAAAUUUGAGCUGAAGAAGCUGGAGAAGGAGGUGGCUGACCUGCAAGCCCAGAAAGACAACUUGGAUCAGCAGGCUGAGAACAGGCAGAGUGUCCAGAUCAGACAGCUAUCAGAGUAUCAGGCGGCAGUGAAGUUACUGGAGGCAGAGCGUCAGUCCCUGCGACUACAAGUGGAGCGAAUGGAGAGUGAGCUUCAUCUGAGCCUUGAGCAGAAUAAGCAGCUCACAAAGCAACUGCACGAAGCUGAGAGAGAAAGCAACUCUACCUGCGAGGUUGAAAGUCUGGAGAAGAAUUCACAUAAGCCAGAGAUUGCCAGUGUCAAACUAGAGUGUAUCCCCUCGAAAGGAGAUGUGGAGAGGGAGAGACACACAAUGCAGGGGCCGAUGGAUGAUCUACAGGCAGGUAUGGAGGUGCUAAAAGCUGCAAUGCAGCAGCAAAGACACAUUCUGGAGAAGAAGAGGGAGAUGGUCAGAAGGGUGGAAGCGGCCCAUGGGGAGGAGUUCUGCAAAACUGUGACCCUGCACAAGGAAAAAUUGGAGUUGGACAACCCCUUCACCACAUUAGAACAGCAGAGGGUGCAGCAGGAUCUUGCAGAUCACGCACAGAAGGAAGAGUUGGAGGAACAUCUUCGUAGUGCCCAGCAAGGUGAGGAGUCAGCCUGCAGAGAAGUGCAGAGCCUUAGAACCACACUUCAGCAGCAAAGCUCAAAGCUUGAGGAGCUGGAGGGACAGAAAGCAGAGAUUGUUGAGCUACAGCAACUGAGGACACUGUCGUACUCUGAAAAGGACUUGAUAGAGACAAACCAGGAGCUAAGAGAAACCCUGGACAGAGUCAGGGAGGAGCUGAGGAAAACCCGAGUUCAGGCUGACGAUGCUGAGUGGUUGGAGGAGAAACACAAGCUGCUUCAGAAAUAUUCUCAUAUCAGAGAGAAACUGCAGAGGGCAGCAGAGGCCCAAAAGAAGAGGAAGACGCUGACAGAAAACAAAGAGAAGAGUCUGCAGGAUAAGAUCCAGCUGCUGCAGGCACAGAUAGAAGAACUGGAACUGGAAGUAGCUGCAGCCAAGAAACGUUCAUCUUCAGGGAAAGAGGCCAAACUCAACAAACAGCUAAAGGAGCUUCAGCAGCGACACAACAAGUUUCGACAGAUCAUCCUGGACAGCCAGGCUCCUUUCAGUGGUCAAACUGGUCUCCUUGAAGGUGUUCGUGUGCCAGCACUCCUCGCUGCUGCGCACACAUGCCAGUUACCACGAACACCACUUCUUGGAGAAGAAAGAAACAUAAAACCACUGGAGAUGAGAGUUUCACGGUUGCCUUAG